This is a messenger RNA of Tripterygium wilfordii, 5445 nucleotides long. RefSeq names its product protein MODIFIER OF SNC1 1-like. Lineage: Eukaryota; Viridiplantae; Streptophyta; Magnoliopsida; Celastrales; Celastraceae. Gene Ontology annotation, biological process: epigenetic regulation of gene expression. The record is from RefSeq and is a predicted model, not a curated record. The coding region runs from base 435 to 4970 and encodes 1511 amino acids. The transcript has 10 exons.
GCUUAAGGAUGGUUGAAGUUGUUGUACCUGAUGGCAUUGACGAUGGAAGAUGAGCCAAGAAUUGUCUUCUAAUCAUGUGAAAGCUAAUCUUAGAAGUUUGAAGAAAAGAGUUUGCAAUUGUAGCCUAGGUCAAGUUGCUCUUCAUGGGUUAGAUUGCGAGGAGAUUAAAGUUUCCCAAUCAUAAGGAUAGCAUGUCCAGUGGAAAGACAACCAUCAGAUGUCAGACUUGGCCCCAACUUGGAAAAGGAGGGGGCGUGUAACGCGACUAGUAAGAAGGAGCCACUUUUUACAAAUUGGAGAUAGAAAACUAAUAUGCUAAAAUCAAGGAGUAUCAAUUAUGAGAUCUUGUGUCUUGGGGUUAAGGGAAACGAGCUAAUGGGUUAUGAUUGGUUGUGUCAAAUUUAAUUUGAUGAUCUUUCAACGACAAUUGAACUAUGACAUCAAACAUUUUAAGGGGAGAGAGAAGAUGGACUUCUGCAAGAAGAGGAGGUAUGACUGUCUUGGGGAAAGUUUCAGUUCCGAAACCUAUAAAUUUACCCAGCCAAAGGUUAGAAAAUCAUGGUCUGGACCCAAAUGUGGCAAUUGUCCCCAAGGGCACCCUUAGCUGGGGCAGUAAAUCAUCUUCUUCUGCAACAAAUGCAUGGGGUUCUUCAACUCUUUCGCCCCGAACUGAUGGUGGUUCUGGUUCACCAAGCCAUCUGAGCACUCGUCCUUCAUCUGGUGGAAGUGCUACUCGACCAUCAACAGCUGGCAGUGACAGAGCCCACGAAGCUAACUCUAACACGUGGGGUUCUAAUUCUAGACCAUCAUCGGCUUCUGGAGCAUUAACAUUAACAUCAAAUCAGUCAUCACUUACAUCACUACGUCCUCACAGUGCUGAAACAAGACCUGGUAGCUCACAAUUAUCUCGAUUUGCUGAACCACCGUCGGAGAAUCCAGGGGCAUGGGGUGCAACUGGAACAGCAGAAAAGUUGGGAGUUACAUCAUCUAAGAAUGAUGAGUUUUCUCUUACAUCUGGAGACUUUCCUACACUUGGUUCAGAAAAAGACAAUGCUGGAAGAAACUCGUUGCCCCAAGGUAAUGCUUCUAUAAAUUCAAAUGCUAAGUGUGAAACUGAAAAUUCUUGGAGAAGAGAUAACCCCCCGUACAGUGAAGAUGGAAUGAAGACAAGUAUGGAGAAGUGGCCGGUGGAUCCUCCACCAUAUCACAAUCCAAAUAUGCCCCCACCUCAUUAUGAUGCAUGGCAUGGUCUUCCGGUAAAUAAUCAUCCCGGUGGCAUAUGGUAUAGAGGACCUCCAGGUGGUCCUCCAUAUGGGGCUCCCGUUACUCAUGGGGGUUUCCCAAUGGAACCAUUUCAUUACUACCGUCCUCAGAUUCCAGCUACUGCUCUUGCCAAUCAACAUCCUGGUCCACCUCCUAGUGUAGGACCAAGAAUGCACCACCCAAAAAAUGGAGAUAUGUACAAGCCCCUUAUGCCUGAUGCUUACAUUCGCCCGGGUAUGCCAAUUAGGCCUGGUUUUUUCCCUGGUCCUGUGGCCUAUGAGAGCUACUAUGUUCCUCCCAUGGUCUACUGCAAUUCCCAUGAACGAGACAUUCCAUUUAUGGAAAUGACGGCUGGUCCUUCUGCACACAACAGGCACUCAGGUCAAAGUGCUCCUGAUAAUAGCAAUUUGCAUAGUAGACCUUGUGGAUAUGGUCCUCCUGGCAAGCCAUUGGUUUCCGAACAGGCAGAAUCUAGUCAUUCUCACGAUACUUGUGGACCGCACAAGGUUCUUCUUAAGCAGCAUGCUGGUUGGGAUGAGAAACAUGAUCAGAAGUGUAACGAGAGUAGUGCAUCAUAUCUUGAGAAGGAAGAUCAGUCAAGAAAAUCAUCUUGGGACGAUGACUGGCAAGGAGAUUACAAAAAAGAUGAAGAGGUGAACAUAAAAGGAGGAAAACCUGGUGAAGAGGCUUCUGUGGCUUCAGACGUCCAAGGUGGCAGCUCUGUUACUGCCAAAUUAAAUUCAACUGAAAAUGUUGGAUAUGUGAAGGCACAAGAUGAAGAUUUUGUGAAGAAAUCAGAAAAUAUGACUUUUGUUGUUCCAGAAGGUCCUGCAGCCUUAAAAGACUCAAGUCUGAUACAAAAAAUAGAAGGUUUAAAUGCAAAAGUUAGGGCUUCAGAUGGACGACAAGAUGUCACAUCUGUUUCCAUUAGGGAGGAGCAGACAAAUAAAUUACCAGCUUGUGGUUUUAAGGCCAACCAUCCAUCUAAUGACGCUGGUAUUGGUCCUGUAUAUCUUGAGAGCAGUCAUGUUGGUACUGUCACCAAAAGUGUCUCCCGUGAAUCAGGUGUUCAUGCUGGAGAUACGGGUGCUGGAGAUAAGAGCUUUGAUGCCAGUGUAACUGCAACCUCUAGGAGACCUGCUCAUGGCAUGAACAGCAGAGCUGAUCAUCGUGGCAGCAAAGGAAGAUUUAAUUUGCAAGAGGCUGACGGGUGGCAAAAGAAAUCUUCAGCCGUGGACUUCCCAAUUCCAGCAGCAGCUUCACAGUCCGAGACUUCUGUUUCUCACAUGCAAAACAAUACGUCUGUGGAGCCAACAGAGAAGUCAGGAUCCUAUCCUCAGGGAAAGAAUGAGAGAGAGGCUGUGUCACCGAUCUUUGAUUCAGGUGACAGUCAGUUGCAGCAUGCUAAGAUGAGAGAGCUAGCCAAGCAACGUGUUAAACAACGACAGAAGGAGCAGGAAGAGCGGGCAAGAGAACAGAAGGCGAAAGCUCUUGCGAAAUUGGAAGAGUUGAACAAGCGGACUCUGGCAAUGGAAGGUUUAAAUCAGAAGGCCGAGACUGGUUCAACUGGUUCUAUACAGACUAAGCAUGAAGAAUCCCAAGUUUCUACUGAAUCAACCUUGGUUGCCAGUAAAUCUGCAGAACUAACCUCAACAGCUUUUUCGAACACAAUUACAGUUGUGCAGAUUAGUGAUUGUAGUGCCACCAGAGUUUUAAAACCAGCCUUUUUGGUUGGUGACCUGCCUGUGGAGACACUGAAGAGUACAAACAGGGGACCUGUUGUGUCGGUUGAUGUUUCUGCAUCUAUUGAGGUUGUUGCUAGUGAAAUGGCAUCUAGCCUGAAAUUGUCCGAGUCGUCAGGACAACCAAGAAGGAAAAAUAACAGGGGUGGCAAGAACAAGUACAAGGCAGAUGCUACAUCAUCUAUGGCUGUUGUACCAUCAUCAUUAUCUAUGGAAACUAAUAUUCUUGACACUCCCGCUGAUGCCAGCAACCUGAUGGCAGAAGAAUCAGCAUUGAAUCCUAGUUCGAUUCAGUCAGUGAGCGCUGGUCAGGAUUCAAACGAGCCCUCAGAGCCGCACUUGUCAUUACCAAAUGAAGACACCCAUGGAAGAGUAAAUAGCCAGUGGAAACUUCAGCAUGCUCGCAGGAUGAGAAAUCAACAAGGUAAUAGAUCAGCAGAGAAAUUCCAUGGUGGUGAUGCUGUUGUUUGGGCCCCUGUGCGUUCACAGAACAUGGCCGAGGUUGCCAAUGAAGUCGGUAAUAACUCUGUAACUGAGAAUACCAAUUCUGUAAAGAACGACCAGUUGCUACAGAACAAUCCUAGAAACAAGAGGGCAGAGAUGGAGAGAUACAUCCCAAAGCCUGUAGCUAAAGAAAUGGCUCUGCAAGAAAGCUUACAACAACCGGUGGCUCUUUCAACCAGGCAGACUGUAUCUGAAGAAAUUGUCGGCCGACCCGUUUCUCCUGCUGGACCAGCUAUUUGGAAGGGAGGGCCAGUAAUUGAGGCUGGGAAUCGGGACAUUAAGCAGAAAAGGCCAGGAAAAGUUCAUGGAUCGUGGCGCCAACGUGGUUCUGCAGAAUCUUCCAUAGGUCAAAGUUUGCAAGAUAGGAAGUACAAUACUUCAAACUCUAGCAAUAAUGUUCCAAAAUAUAAUGAGAACCAGCAGCCGCAGAAGUCCAAUGUAAGCUUGAUGAAAGAGCAACCAAAGCAUACUGAUGAAUGGGGCUCUUCUGAUGGCUGGUACAUGCCCGAGAACCCUGAAUCUUCUGAUGGCGGGUACAUGCCCGAGAAUUCUGAAUCUUCUGCACCAGUCACAGUUUAUAAGGUGAAAGAUCAGGGAGUCAAAGGAAAGCGCCAUAGCACGAAGGGGAAGAAGGGCCUGGGCAACAUGCAAAAUCAAGAUCAGAAGAGAAUCAAGAGUGAUGAGGACAUGGACAAAUCGAACUCACAAUCUGUAGUUCCUGUGAUAUGUCAAAUAGAAUUUCCAGCUGCUUUAAAAGAAAAUCGUGGAAAUCGGGAACAAUCAACUUCUCAUUGGCAACCCAAGUUACAGGCUUCUUCAGCUCCCAACCAAGGCACUACCUCGAAUAUUGGUCAAGGUGUAGGGGCUGAAGUUGGUAGAGGAAACAGGAGGGAUCCUACUUUCCAGGAUAGAAAAUCCCUUCCACCUCAACAGCGCAUGGAAACCAUGGAAGCUGGUAUAGUUCAGUCAGCUUCUCUCUCCGAAAAGAGCAAAGUGGAAGAAGCUCCUGGUGUACGGCAUCCAGAGGCCAAGAGAGAGAGGAAGAUAUCGUCAGUAAAGGGCCAGUCCCACUCCCCAAAUGAAGUUCCUGGUGGCCUCGGUGAACAGGAGCCUUCAUCAAAUAUGGGUUUCCAACAUGAGGAGUCGUCUUUCAGAUUCCAGAAAAAUGGUAGCCGUAAUAGUCAUUUUGGUAGAGAGCAUGAAUCUCGUGGUCAUUGGGGUGCUGCGGGGCAAGAUAAUAGACAACAUAACCAACCUGCUAACCGUGAUAGACAGAGGAACACUUCCCACUAUGAGUACCAGCCAGUUGGGCCCCAGACUAACAACAAAACCCAGAACCUUGAGCAAUCAAAGGAUGCUUCUCAUAAUAGUGGUCUGAAAUCCAGGGAUAGAGGCCAGAAUAACUCCAGGCGUGGUGGUGGAAACUUCUAUGGGCGGCAAAGUAGCACUUCUACUGUUUGAUAGCUGGUUCUGAUGAUGAAUUUUGGGGAAAAAGAUGUGUGUUGCAAUUCUUGCCAGGCCAGAAAUAUGACUCCACAAUGGUUGUCUUGAUACCUUGCAUUGUCAGGAGCAGGAGCAAAGCUGAUGAUGCAAAGCCCAAAGGAGAUACGUGGAUGGGGUGGAGUUUUUUUUCUUCUUAUUUUAAUGUACUAAUUUGAACAUUGUAAUUGGGCCACGGUUUGGUUGCUGUAGAAAUCUUUUUUUUUCUUUUUUUUUUGCUCGGACAGCAGGUAAAGGGAAUUAAGUCCUGAGGAGAUUUCUUGUUCUCCCACUCACUGUGCUCCAAACACUUGAUUUAGGCGAACACCCAGAUCUGGAGCCAACUUUCACAUAACCUUUGGCUUUUUAUUUUGUGGCGUCUUCCUUUAGAUCUGGUGACCGAUUGCCUUAUACUUCGAUGGAGGCAUUGAUCGAUUAAGAAAACGGUGGUGGUAAA